CAGCGGCGGGAGCGCACCGGAGGACGCCUUAGCGCUGCUUGGCUUUUCGGAGCGGGAGUUGCAGCAGGCGCCGUCCGCGGGGCUCGCUCGCUGGCAGGAGGAUGAUUCGGGCGUUCUCGUUCCCCGUCAGCCCGGAGCGGAGCCGGCUCCGCGGCUGGCUGGAAGGCACCUUGGCCGGCUUGUGUGAGCUGCAUUUGCUGCGGGAGCGCCAGGAGCGCCGCGUCAGGCAGGCGCUGCGCAUCGCCGCCGAGUCCUCGACCAAGCAGGGAGAUGGCGAGGCUGGAAGCGGCGGCGACGGCGGCGGGGAGGCGGCUCCGGAGGACCAGCUGGAUGCCCUGCCUGGCUUGAUGUGGGAGCUGGAGCAGCAGCUGGGAUUGCUGCGCCUGUACCCGGAGAAGACCUGUGGCGGGGAGUCAGCUGAGAUGGACAGCUGGCCCAGUUCAGGUUUCUACGAGGGAUCACAGUCAGCAGUGGCCUCUGAUUCUCCUGCAUCCAGGUUCGGGGACUCCUCUUCUGGCUUCCCUUCAGCCUCGGGGUCCUACUCCCGGAUUGGCCGUCCAGAGUCUCGCCUGGGCUAUGCCAGUGAGCGCCCCAAGUCAGUAGGUGACAUGGGCAACGACAGCAAAGAAGGGGCCAACCGGAGCACAGUGCCCCGCUCCUUCUCUGCCCCCUAUUCCAGUUCCCACGACUACCCUGAAGAGCCGUUGCCUCCCUGCUAUCCACCAGACCCUUUCCUGUACCCGAGCCCCCUCCACGCGGUGGCCCUGCAGAACCCCCUACUCCGGAGCCAUCUCUACGAAGACCCUGCUUUCUCUUCAGCUGUGUCCCAGGCUUUGGCCUACCCCACUGACCAAGACGGGGGCCUGGACACCUACGGCAAUGAGUUCCAGUUCUACUCAGAGGCGGCUUCCCACUGCCACAAGGUGGAGAGCUAUAUCUCACGCCUCGUCCGCCGCCGCAGCCAGCUGGUGAGGGGCAGCAAACCCCGGACCAGCCUCGGCUCAGAGCCCCCCACGAAGAGCAGCGUGGUCCGGCAGAACAGCCUGUGCAAGAGACCCCUGGAGUUGCUUCCCCCGCAGGCUGAACGCAAGCACCCACCGGCCAUGGAAAGAGGCAGCAGUACCCCUUCACCCUGUGGCCACGAAGGGGGGGCUGCCAUGGCCACACGCAUCUGGUCCUCAUGGGAUGCUGCCGCUGAGAGGACACUGGCCACCAAAGCAGCAGUUGAGGACUAUAGCCCACCCCAUUCCAGCCUCAAGAAGCCCCCAAAGCUGCAGGCUGUGGCCCACAUGAGGCCUCCCUCUGUGGAUCAAUAUGAAGCUGCGUACCCAUCAUCCCCUCGGCCGGAUAGGGAGGAUGUGGUCUCUCGAGGGAACCCCCCGGAGCCAGUCUCCUAUGAGUCUGAGGAUGCGGCCUGCCUCAUGGUCAAAGCCUAUUAUAUUCCCGCUCAACAGCCAACAAGGGCUCAGCAGGCUCACCGGGCUGGCAAAAAGAAACCCCCACCCCUCACCAAGGGACGCUCCGUGGAACUGUCACCCGAGCGAGUCCCUCUGCUACCGAGGGAGCGACCGCGGGUUUCGGCACCCCCCAAGAAAUGCCGCUUCACUGAAGAGGGGGGUGAGGUUGUAGGAAGGAAAGGGGCUGGAAGGAAAAGCUCCCCCCGAUCUAGGAAAGCUGCCCGGUCGCAGUCUGAGAACAGCCUCCUAAAUAAACCGGGGGUCAAGUAUGGGACGACUGAACGGGAGGAAAUGGCCAGCAAACCGGCCCGUCAACGGCGGUCUCAUGGCAGUGUGGCCGGUGGCUACCGCAAGUGGCGGUCAACGGUGGAGAUAUGCCAAGAGGAGGCAUCUACAGGAAGUGGCGGUGAGCCACACCAGAGCCAGCGGGGGGUUGGUCCGGUGGAGUACGCAUAUGCUGGAAGCGACUCCGAGUGCUCAGGUGAGCAGGCCCAUCAAGCACCCAUGUGCCGCCUAGAGGAAGGCCUGGUUUAUGGAGACAGCGAGUCCAGCCUCAGCGAAGGGGACUCACCUCCCCCCUACAGCAGUGGGCCGUCCAGUGACACGGAUGAGAGUAGUGGUCUGGUGUGGCCACAGCAACUCUCCCCACAACUUGUGUCGGCCUCUGGGCCUGGGAAGGCUGCUGGUGGGCAACCCAAGGUCUUUGUCAAGAUCAAGGCCUCACAUGCACUGAAGAAGAAGAUUAUGCGCUUCCGCUCUGGCUCCCUCAAGGUCAUGACAACUGUGUGAGGGAUGCCAGUCCUUGCCACCCCUAUAGUCUCUCCACAUCCCUCUUUUGACAGAAAGAUCCCCUCAAACGCACCACAUAUUCCUUUUCAAUUCCCCAACAUCCAGUUUGGCUCUAACCUGGGACUGAUCUGCUCCAUUUUCCCCCGGGGGGGGAAUUGUUGUGGAAGUAAACGCUGCCAUUGACAGAGCUUGGCAUGUCUGGUAUCUUAUUCCCUUUGCCCAGCUGCACGAAAAUCGCUGAGACCAUGGCUCACUCUCUCUGUGCCUGCUUCCCUCUUUCUUAUCAAGUCCAUUUUUAAAGGAGAGGUAUUUAUUAUGGCUUUUGUACAGUUAACUUCUCAGGAGUCCAAGUUUUGGUACAAAACUCUGGAAUCUGAACCAACACUGCCAAUCUUGUAUUUCUAUAAAGACAUUCUUCCUCUCUGUGUGUGUAAAUAAAAUUCAGCGUUUUGUUUUU
This is a messenger RNA of Rhineura floridana, 2703 nucleotides long. RefSeq names its product dishevelled binding antagonist of beta catenin 3 (gene DACT3). Lineage: Eukaryota; Metazoa; Chordata; Lepidosauria; Squamata; Rhineuridae. Bases 102 to 2246 code for a protein of 714 amino acids. Gene Ontology annotation, biological process: negative regulation of canonical Wnt signaling pathway. The record is from RefSeq and is a predicted model, not a curated record. Gene Ontology annotation, cellular component: cytoplasm. The transcript has 4 exons.